Ruditapes philippinarum (Manila clam) is the source of this 588-nucleotide messenger RNA. RefSeq names its product E3 ubiquitin-protein ligase TRIM33-like. The transcript has a single exon. The record is from RefSeq and is a predicted model, not a curated record. Gene Ontology annotation, biological process: positive regulation of DNA-templated transcription. Gene Ontology annotation, molecular function: zinc ion binding; ubiquitin-protein transferase activity. Gene Ontology annotation, cellular component: chromatin; nucleoplasm. Bases 1 to 588 code for a protein of 195 amino acids. Lineage: Eukaryota; Metazoa; Mollusca; Bivalvia; Venerida; Veneridae.
AUGGCUGUGCCUGGUAAAAAGGAAUCUCAGAAACUGUCAUCUACACUAUCUCAAGGUGGUGCUGAAGAUUUUGACAUUUUCUGUGAACAAUGUGACAGAGAUGACAUCAGACUACCUGCGUUUGGUUACUGCGUGGAUUGUGAGGUACAUUUAUGUCAAACUUGCUUUAACACUCACAGACGACCAAAACCACUACGCCAUCAUCAGCUUCUAGACAAAGAUCACAUGCCAGAUAAACAAAACAUCCCUAAGUCAUUAAAACCUACUUCUGGUGGAAAGACAGCUGAUUUGACAAAGUCUUGUCCUAAACAUACAAAUGAAAUUAUCAAGUUUUUUUGUCAUGACCAUAACACACUUAUAUGUAGUGUUUGUGUAACCCUUCAACACACACCAACAUCCUGCCACGUGGACUACAUACCUGAUUUAUCAGGACAGAUUUUAGACAGCACUGAGUUCAAAGAAACUCUUAAAGAUAUUAACAAAAUUAACAGACAAAUGCUGCCAGAUUACAAAAGAUUUUUAAAACAAAGAGUUGACAAUCAACAAUUUCUCUUAAAGAUGGCUAUAGUAGAAAUAGAAAAACUUUAG